CUGCCCCCAAUCCCGCAUCCCGUUCUGUGGCCCUGCACCUCUGCGGCCUCUGCCGGUGCGGGCAUGCGGUUCCGGAUUCUUUAAUGUUGUGUCCUGCCCCCUUCUCCUGCAACCCUCCCUCUUUGGGUCUCUUCCUCUUCCUUAAAAAGGGUCAGGACCAAAGCUGAGAUCCGCAUCAGGACUUCGAAGUCCGGAGAUCUGGUGUACGGUAUCGGCCUUGGGAAAGACCGCAUACGCGCCAUAUUACCCCCAAGGAAAACCAAACGGAUGCCCAAAAUGUGAGGCCGGAAUGGGAACUCAUUCAUGAGAUGAGACUCCCGUUGCAACGGUCUCGCUUACCGGCCGCCGGUUGUGUGGAAACCCUUUGGAGCACUGGAAGGGCGGCCCCAUCUCUCCGCCAGUCCCGGAUACCCCGUUACGUUGGAUGCCCGUUUCUUUUGCGACCGUCCCGUCGCGGAUUUGGAUGCCGGCCAUGUUCUUGCCCUUUUCGUUUUCCCUUCUUGUCUCGGUCCGAAUGAGCCGCCCGUUUUCCCGAAGCCUCAGCCCGGAGUGGGGAUUUCCCAACAACACAACACACCUUACCCAGACAACCGGCCCCGGACCCAGCCCCGGACAGGCCUUCAGCCGGUUACCUCCGUGUCAUCUCCGGAGGCAGGUAUUAUAUCAUUACGUUUCGUCAGGUGAGUGACCAUCG
Neurospora tetraspora is the source of this 694-nucleotide messenger RNA. RefSeq lists its product as uncharacterized. NCBI's taxonomy places the organism in Eukaryota, Fungi, Ascomycota, Sordariomycetes, Sordariales, Sordariaceae. The record is from RefSeq and is a predicted model, not a curated record. Bases 425 to 688 code for a protein of 87 amino acids. The transcript has a single exon.